Juglans regia (Persian walnut) is the source of this 1719-nucleotide messenger RNA. RefSeq lists its product as uncharacterized. NCBI's taxonomy places the organism in Eukaryota, Viridiplantae, Streptophyta, Magnoliopsida, Fagales, Juglandaceae. The record is from RefSeq and is a predicted model, not a curated record. The transcript has 4 exons. Bases 1 to 1719 code for a protein of 572 amino acids.
AUGGCUAUUGUUGGUGGGGGCAUAUAUGAGCUUAAGGAGGACACUGACGUUCAAACCCAAAUAGCUGCAUUGACUAGUAGAUUAGGGCUCAUGGAGAUGGACAAGGUGAAGGCCAUGAAAACAGUAGAGAGAUGCUCUAUAUACGCUGAUUCAAACCACAAGACCCAAGAUUGCCCGAUUAUACCACCUGGCCAGUCUCCACCACCUUCUCAGCAGCCAUUUCAUCAGGCUGCUCCUCAACACCAGUAUCAGCCAUAUCAAAGUUCUCAGAGCUAUCCUUUUAUAGCACCUCCAGGAUUUCAGCCUCAUGUAACUGCACAGAGUUCUCAGCCUCAAUCAUCUGUGAAGAAGUCUCUCGAUAACAGUAUGACACAGAUGGCCAAUACACUUAAGCAAUUCAUGCAGAUUCAGGCCACCACAAACAAUCAAAACACUCAGGCCAUAAAUGAAUUGCGGGGCACCAUCAAUAAAAUAAACACAACAUUGAGCACUCAAGAAAAAAGAAAAUUUCCAGCACAGCCUCAACCUAAUCCUCAAUGGCAACAACAACGGCAAGUGCAUAAUGUCUCAGAUGAGGUUUUUGAGACAUCGAAGGUCGUUCUUACUUUGAGAAAUGGAAAGGAAGUUCCCCAACCAGAGAUGACUAUGGACAGACAAGAAGUUGCUCCUACACCUGAAGAUGCAACCGAGACUGAUGAGGCUGAAAAAGAACCAGAGGUAGUGAGACCAGAACUGAAAAAGUCUGUGAGUGUAGAUGCUGAAACUAGUAGGGGGUACCAACCGGUGGUUCCCUAUCCUCGGAGAUUGGUAGCUGGCCAAAAGAACAAAUACUACACUAAGAUUCAGGAGAUCUUCAAGCAAGUAAAGAUUAAUAUUCCACUCUUGGAUGCCAUACAACAAGUGCCUUCGUAUACAAAAUUUUUGAAGGACUUGUGCACAGUGAAGAUGAAGCUAAAUGUAAAGAAUAAAGCUUUCCUAAUGGAGCAAGUCAGUGCAUUGAUAUUGAGCGAGACUCCUAAGAAGUUUGGAGAUCCCGGCUCUCCCAACAUUUCCAUUAUGAUUUUUUCAGUGUAUGAGCAGUUGGGAUUAUGUGAACUAAAAAACACAUCCAUCAAGGUACAGUUAUCUGACAGAUCAGUCAAGGCACCGAGGGGUAUUGUUGAGAAUGUGCUGGUCCAGCCAGCCACUGCUAUUUACCAGGCCUCUAUCAUCCUUGGAUGCCAAUUCCUUGCUACCUCCAAUACACUGAUAAAUUGUCGAAGUGGAGUACUGAAACUCACAUUCGGGAAUAUGACAUUAGAAAUGAAUGUUUUCAAUACUUGCAAGAUACUUGGUGAUUGCAACGAGUCAGAGGUGCAUGUUGUUGAAGUGAUUUCAGAGUUUGAAGAAAUAAAGAGAGAGGCCUACGAUAAUUCCCACUUGGCGAAGGAGCGAAUGAAAGCUUUGCAUGACAAGAAGAUCCAUGACAAACAUCUUGUCCUUGAUCCGAAAGUUCUCCUCUACAAUUCAAGACUACAUCUCUUUCCCAGAAAGCCAGAAUCUCGAUGGAAGGGGCCGUACAUUGUAAAGAAGGUUCAUCCUCACGGGGCGGUAGACAUUGUCAAUCCGAAAAAUGAAAAUAGCUUCACUGUCAAUGGACAACGUCUAAAGACAUUUUUGAAGAUCUUUGAUCCACACGAAAAGAUCUUGCUUGUGCAAGAUUCCAGUGAAGUGUUUUGA